GCCCCUUGCUUGCCUCUUUACGUCUCCGGCUGCCGUAGUGAGAGGAGCCGCCGCCAUGUCCGCCCACCUGCAGUGGAUGGUCGUGCGGAACUGCUCCAGCUUCCUGAUCAAGAGGAACAAGCAGACCUACAGCACUGAGCCCAACAACCUGAAGGCUCGCAACUCGUUCCGCUACAACGGGCUGAUUCACCGCAAGACCGUGGGCGUGGAACCGGCGGCCGACGGUAAAGGCGUGGUGGUGGUCAUGAAGCGGAGAUCCGGCCAGCGGAAACCCGCCACCUCCUACGUUCGAACCACCAUCAACAAGAAUGCCCGGGCCACCCUCAGCAGCAUCCGGCACAUGAUCCGCAAGAACAAGUACCGCCCAGAUCUGCGCAUGGCUGCCAUUCGCAGAGCCAGCGCCAUCCUGCGCAGCCAGAAGCCUGUGAUGGUGAAGAGGAAGCGGGCCCGCCCCACCAAGAGUUCCUGAGCACCUGCCCCUGCCUCUAAAGCAAUAAAGAUGUCAACCUCCUCA
Neomonachus schauinslandi (Hawaiian monk seal) is the source of this 514-nucleotide messenger RNA. RefSeq names its product ribosomal protein L28 (gene RPL28). Gene Ontology annotation, cellular component: cytosolic large ribosomal subunit; ribosome. Gene Ontology annotation, molecular function: structural constituent of ribosome. The record is from RefSeq and is a predicted model, not a curated record. Bases 56 to 469 code for a protein of 137 amino acids. Gene Ontology annotation, biological process: translation. NCBI's taxonomy places the organism in Eukaryota, Metazoa, Chordata, Mammalia, Carnivora, Phocidae. The transcript has 5 exons.